AUGAGCAUCCCUCGCAUGGCAUCUUCAUUCCCAUACCUCCUCGACAGCCUUCUUGCACUCUCGGCUUUACAUCUUGCUUCUGUGGAGGAUGAGAACCGAGCUUCAUGGCUGGAUACUGCCUUGAACUACCAGGGCCAAGCAUGCUCUGGGUUGGGUAAAGUUAUUUCAGACCUCUCUCCGCCAGAUUAUGAGCCAGCAUUUGUGGCUUUCAUCUUUAUUCUUAUCCUCGCCAUGGGACUCAAAGCUAUAUCCAUCCACAGUCAACCACCGGACCCUGUCUCGGUGGUGCUCGAAGUUCGAAACUUGAUAUCUGGGCCAGCUAUGAUUUCCUCCCGAAUCCACGAAGCUGGAGGUGGUAGCCAGCUAGAAGGGUGGUUGUGUGCACCUGAAACACAGGAAAGUCUGGAGGCCGGAGAACAUUCCCAUGGCAGUGCCCCUGAAGAAGAUAACAAGAAACUCUUCCGUCUUCAUGGAAACAUUGUCGCAUCACUCAACCAACUACUAUCCACCAUUGAUACGAAAGAAGACUCGAAGAAAGAUACCUAUCGAGGCACAUGGCAGCUUCUGUAUCAGGCCAUCGAGCCAUGGCCAAAAAUUGGAGCGCAGGGAGGUGUUAUUGCAUGGCCCCUGUUCCUCAGCGACGAGUUUUGCUCACUUCUUCAAAACGGCGAGUGGAUGGCUCGCAUUUUAUUUCUUCAUUAUGGUCUUGCUAUGCGUCUUAUGUGUAAUCGUUGGUACGUGCGUGACUGGGGUCGUCGGCUGGUCAUGGCCACUUUGGAACCGCUGGUCGAGAUUCCUCAGGAGUGGAAUGAUACUAUCGCGUGGAUUGGAAAGGCGGCCCAGGGCGAUGAUUAA
Molecule: messenger RNA, 855 nt
Organism: Penicillium canescens
Lineage: Eukaryota; Fungi; Ascomycota; Eurotiomycetes; Eurotiales; Aspergillaceae
Exons: 3
Coding region: 1-855 (284 amino acids)
Biological process (GO): regulation of transcription by RNA polymerase II
Molecular function (GO): DNA-binding transcription activator activity, RNA polymerase II-specific
Source: RefSeq, a predicted model, not a curated record